UCUACUCCAGAGUGGUUUUCUCUCCCAGAUGGAAACGACCUAAGAUUGUUGCUCAGCUACACUAAUCACACCGGUCUGAAUAAAAGACACUCCACUGGUGAAAAGUCCCACAAGUGAUCAGAAUGCUAUGUGAUGCUGUUUAAACGUUUAUAAGUUGCAGUUCAAAUUUGAUCUGGAGCAGAAUGAGUUAAACGGCUCGUCUGCGCGCACUGAACCGAGCGCAGCUCCUCUCAGCAGCAUCUCGAUCUCCGGUGUUGUAUCACCGGCACGGUAAUCAUGUCCGGUAAUGGAACCAAAGAAGCGCCUGACGACAGCACGGAGAUGGAGCAAAAAAGCUUGAAGAGCGGUACAAUGAAGACUGACUUGGAGGCUGGGAGUUGCAGCUCUGCAAUACACUGUCAAGAUGUGUGUCGUUCAUAUGGGAAACUUAAAGUCCUCAACAAUCUCAACCUGACAGUGCCUCAGGGCCAAAUUUAUGGGCUGCUAGGGCCAAGUGGCUGUGGGAAGACUACGUUGUUGAAAUGCAUUGUAGGAACUCUAAAGAUCUCACAUGGACAUAUCACAGUACUGGGGAAACCACCUGCUUUCCCAGGACAUGAAGUGCCAGGAAGGAUGGUGGGAUACAUGCCACAGGAUAUAGCUCUGUACAAUGAGUUCACUAUCUGUAACACACUAUGGUUUUACGGUCGGAUUCAUGGCCUUUCAUCUAAAGAAACAGAAGCCAGGAUGAAUUUCCUUGUUGACUUCCUUGACCUGCCACAAAAAAACAGCCUUGUGAGAAAUCUCAGUGGAGGCCAGCGGCGGCGUGUCUCACUUGGAGCUGCUCUUCUUCAGAACCCACAACUUCUGAUCCUGGAUGAGCCCACUGUAGGAGUGGACCCUGUUUUACGAGCCAAGAUAUGGCAGCACCUGGUUGACAUUGUAAGAGGAGGACAGGUUUCUGUCAUUAUUACGACUCAUUACAUUGAAGAAGCCAGACAAGCCAAUACGGUGGGUUUGAUGAGGAAUGGUCAAUUGUUAGCUGAAGGUCACCCGGAUGCUGUUAUGAAGCAACACAAUGCAGCAACAUUAGAGAGUGCGUUCUUGCAACUUUGUGAGGACUCUGAUCAGAUGGGCUCCAAACAGAGUCCUCAGGGCCGACUGCUGGACAGCAGCCCAUCUCCAGACAGUUUGAGAGAUGAGAGCAGAGAGCCCAUACUGAGAAAGAGCUCACCAGAGGACAUGCACAAAUAUAAAGCUGACUGGAAAGUGCGAGCCAGACACAUCAUACCAAAAUGGCGUAACAUUGCAGCGCUGAUGAUCAAGACGAUGGUUCGAAUGAGGAGAAUGCCAGGGUCCCUUUGUUUCCAGUUCUUGUUGCCUGUAAUUCAGAUCUGUCUGAUGUGCUUGUGUAUUGGUGGAGACCCCAAAGGCAUUGAUGUGGCAGUGGUCAAUAAUGAAACCAGUCCCAGUGCCUAUAGUAGAUUACUGCUGUCCUUCCUCGACAACACGAGUGUAUACCAGGUGAGCUUGUCUCAUUCUGAAGCAUUUGCUGGUAUCUAUAAUGGGGAAUACUGGGGCAUCAUAGAGUUUGGGGAGAAUUUCACCAGCUAUCUAACCAAAAGGAUGCUGCAGCCCAGAGUCUCCAGAGAUGUGGUUGAAGGAGGAUCAGUUCAUGUUUGGCUGGAUCUGACCAACCGACAAAUUGCCCUGAUGCUGCAGAAAAAACUCCAUGAGGCCUUUGAGGCUUUUGUCGACAAAAAGCUGGGGAGUUUGUCAUACAUGGUGGCCGUCCCUAUAAAAUUUGAAGAACCAAUAUAUGGCAAUGAGAACACAGAUUUCACAACUUUUGUGACACCAGGAGCUGUUUUGAGCAUCACAUUUUAUCUAGCAGUGGGGUUGACCGCUCUGUCCUUUGUGUUAGAGAGAAAGGAGGGUCUGUUGGACAGGUGCUGGGUGGCAGGCGUAAGUUCUCUGGAGACCAUGCUGGCACACCUCUUCUCACAGCUGUUUGUUAUCAGUGUUCAGAUCAUCCUUCUGCUGAUCUUCAUCCUGCUGGUCUUCAAAAUUCCUAAUGAAGGAUCUCUGGCUUUGGUGAUCUCACUGAUUGUGCUGCAGGGAGUGACGGGAAUCUCCUUUGGACUGGUCAUUUCCUCUGCUAUCGAUGACGAACAGUCGGCCAAUCAGGCAGCCCUUGGAAUCUUCUACCCCAACCUCAUCAUUAGCGGUGUUAUCUGGCCGGUUGAGUGUAUCCCGUAUCCUCUGCGUUAUUUGAGUCUAGUCCUGCCCCAGACCUAUGCAUCUGAAGCCCUGCGCUGUAUCAUGUACAGAGGUUGGGAUCUGUCCCGUAUGAUGGUCUGGCGAGGAUUUGCAGUCACUCUUGGCUGGAACACAUUCUUCCUUAUACUGGCAACAGUCAUUCUUAAGCUGAGAAUGUGAGAGGCUCUGCCAAGGAAAGGUGCUUCAGAUUGGGUAUAGUGGUGUUCAGCGAAAGCAAAAGAUGACUGACACAUGGAUUUGCCAAUCUGAGCCUCUCUCUCCUGGCCUCCCAAGGACCAUCAGCGUGAAACUCAGGGCAUCCCUCAACCAGCUAAGAGACCUAUUCCACGAACAGUUUACUGACAAUGUGACAUAACACUUCAAUUACAACACUUCACGUGGGCUUUAAUUAUUUAAAAAAAUCCAUCAACGAAGAAGAAAGCGUGUUGAAGCCAACUGUUGGAACUUUCCAUACCCUCUUUCUCCCUGUGGUUUAUGUAAUGCAUCCUGAUUUCAAAUUCACUGACUAGGUUUUUUAGUGCAUGUUCCAUAUGCCUUGUCUGUGCCAGUAAACCUUAGACUGUGUACAACCAGACACUUAAAUUGCUUUAGGGAAACCUACAGUGUUGCCCAUCCUUGUACUCCCUCAUCCUGAACAGAAAGAGCACUGCUUAGCAAGGAUUCUUCACUGGGCACAGUUCACCCUGGCCUAUGAGAGUUUUGUUUUCCAAACUGCUGCUUGUUUUUUUUUUUUAAUGAUAAAUGUUUUUAAAUGAGCAGUCUGUGUGUUAAUAAUCCAUCAAGUGCCAUAAAGAAAAUGAAGGAAGGACUGCAAUGUUUACAUUUGAGCACAAACUAGACCUGCAAGUUGAACUGAAAAGACAAGUAUAGUCCUGUCUUUUAAUAUAUAUUGUAUUUGAGAGACAGCAGCACAUACUGCAUUACAAUGCAAGCCAUAUGCGUUGUUACUUGUACUAUUGAAUAUAGUUUGAUGAAUAUAUUAGCAUGCAAUAUUUGAUGAGCAGAAUGCAUAAAGAAUAUUUUAAAUAGAUACUAGGAAUUGCUUAUUGGUUUGGGUUAUAAAUCGUAUGUGUGUUUCACUGUCCUUCUUAAAUGUCAACAAAUUGAUCAUCUGUUCAUAUUUUCUUCUCUUUGAAUCUUAAAGUUCAAUAUUAGGAUACUUGAUUUCUACCUUUACCUUCAUUGACCAGCUGCAGGUUCAGGUUUAAAUUCUCUGAAUUCUCUACACCACUGUCAGACUGAACAUAUCUAGACCCUGCUUAACUCAGUCAAAAGACUUCACAUGUUACUAAGAAAUAGUUUGUUUAAAACUACAUUUACAUUUGGUUGACAUUAUAUCCAAUAUCUGUACUUUGAACAGUUUGAAUGUUUCACAAAGUCACAAACAUAAAAACUAUUUUUUUUUUUCAUGUAAAUGAAAAAUUCAACAGGAAAAUGCUGAAUUUAAAUAUUUAAGAAUUAUGAAACAGGCUUUUCAUUGUAGUAAUAACGACGCCCACACUGGAAUUUCAUGGCAUGUUUUGAUAGGACAUAGGCUGACAGUUGAUUUUAGGACUAGAGCUUUGUUGGUUCUAGAUUUUUUUUGUGUCUGGCUCCAGUUGAGGCUUAGAGACAAAUGUUUUGCAAAGGUUUGUUAAGUACUGUGCCAUUUUGAAAAGUCAUCCUGUGACCUUUACACACACACAAAACCAUUAUUUGCUACCUCUUGAAUUGCUGCAUAUAAAGCCCUCAUAAUUGUGCGCAUUGACUUACUCUUGGUGUUAAAUUAUCUUUAUGGAAUUAAUGACAUCUUUUUUUCAACAAUAAACAUUUUUAAUAAUCUCUU
Messenger RNA from Carassius gibelio (silver crucian carp), 4084 nucleotides. RefSeq names its product ATP-binding cassette, sub-family H, member 1 (gene abch1). Gene Ontology annotation, cellular component: membrane; ATP-binding cassette (ABC) transporter complex. NCBI's taxonomy places the organism in Eukaryota, Metazoa, Chordata, Actinopteri, Cypriniformes, Cyprinidae. Bases 277 to 2418 code for a protein of 713 amino acids. The record is from RefSeq and is a predicted model, not a curated record. Gene Ontology annotation, molecular function: ABC-type transporter activity; ATP hydrolysis activity; ATP binding. The transcript is spliced from 20 exons. Gene Ontology annotation, biological process: transmembrane transport.